AUGUUCUCCGGACCGCAGAAGCAAGUCCUGCGAACUGGCGAUCGCGUACGCGCGAACUUCCAGAACCGCUAUGGCUCGAAGAGCUCAGCCACCGACGUGGGCACGCUGCUCCAGUUUACUACAUCGGAGGUGGAGAUCCACUUUGAUGAUGGUGCGGUGCAGUGCGUCUCCAAGACCUGGAUCGCCGAGCGCUUGUCCGCAUGGGAUCUGGACCUUGCGCCAGGCGAUAUCGUGUAUGCCCACUAUGCUUCUGGUAAGGGGCGCACCGUCAAUACCGAUCUUGGCAUAGUGGUGGCUGUCCUCGAUGGUGGCCGCGUUCGGAUCAGGUUUCAGGACCAAAUCAUGCAGACCAUCCCCAUGGGAUGGGUCGAGCAGGUGAUGCGAUUGGAGCCAGGAGAUCGCGUGAAUGCAUACUUCAAAGUCAACGAUGGGAGGGGCGCAAAAAGCGUCAAGACCGACAUGGGCUCGGUCCUAGCCGUCUCAAAGGAGGACGUGUACAUAGUCUUUGACGACAACGUGGAGCAAAACGUGCCCAAAACUUGGGUGUGCCACCGGGCCAGGCCCUGGAACCUGCAGGUAGAAGUCGGAAGCGUCGCAGACGUUCACUUUGAGGUGGGCGAAGACGGACGAAGAAGUACCAGCACCGAUAUUGGAAUCGUGCUGUCGGACCCCAUUGACGGCCGUGUGCAGGUGCAGUUCCAGGACACAAUCCAGCAGACGGUCCCUUUGGGAUGGAUCGUGCGUCUCCGCGAGUGGGCCGUGGGCGAUCGGGUCCAGGCCCACUUUAAGACGGGCGGCGGUGAGAAGAGCACAGAUACUGACGUUGCCACUGUCAUGAGCUCUUCUUUGCUGGAGGUGGACUUGUACUUUGAUGAUGGAAUCCAGCAGAAUGUUUCCAAGGCAUGGGUAACCGAACGGGUGCGCGACUGGCAUGCCGAGGUGUCGGAGCUCUCAUCGGGGGACGUGGUGAUCGCACAUUUCAAGCGCCCGGGUAACCAUUGCCGAAGUGUGCAAACUGACCGUGGCAUCGUGCUGACGAUUCUGCAACGGGGCGAGGUGUCCGUGAUGUUUCAGGACGACAUCACUCAGGUCAUUCCCAAAGGAUGGAUCCAGGCCGUGGCAACACGCUGGUCUGGUCAGAGAGACGAGUUUGCCAGAGACAAGGCGCCUGAUGGGUCGAAUGUCGUGGAAGCAAGCCACACUCUGGUACAUAAGGGCUUGAAUUCUUCACUCCAAAGGUUCUGCCGCGUGACAAUGAAGGGCCCGGAGGAUUACCGCACCAUCAGGCUGGAGCCGAGUGCGGUCCGCUGCCGGCCGGCGGAGGCCUGGCAUGCAGGACGCUGGAAGCCACCGCUAGGUUCCACGUCGAGCUUCUCCUUCGCGCUGGCUGUGGAGAAGUCCGUGAAUUGCUACGUCAAUGUUGGCCUUGUGGAGUGGAAGGCAGCUCGCAAGGAAGCAGAUGAAGAUCACCAGCAGGACACCGUUGCUCCUGCGACCUCCACACAAAGCUUGGCGGACAUCUUGAAGGUGAAGUCUGAUGCUGAGGACUAUCCCACAGAUUCGAGUCAGCGCAGUUGUGAAUGCCCAGGGAAGGACGGUGCAUGUUCGAAGGUGGAACCGCAACGACCUUCGUUACGGUGUUGCAGGACGAAGUGCCAGGAGGCUGGCUGCCUGAGCAGCACGUGCAAUACUCGGAAGCCGGACGGAUGUUGUCUCCCUGAGAAUUCAUAUGACUGCAACAGAACACUCAGGUCGACGAGAACCCGAGGCAGAUGA
This is a messenger RNA of Symbiodinium necroappetens, 1776 nucleotides long. Lineage: Eukaryota; Dinophyceae; Suessiales; Symbiodiniaceae. The record is from the annotation of a GenBank genome assembly.